Molecule: messenger RNA, 1676 nt
Organism: Sardina pilchardus (European sardine)
Lineage: Eukaryota; Metazoa; Chordata; Actinopteri; Clupeiformes; Clupeidae
Product: ankyrin repeat and SOCS box protein 2-like
Exons: 8
Coding region: 36-1676 (546 amino acids)
Biological process (GO): intracellular signal transduction
Molecular function (GO): protein binding
Source: RefSeq, a predicted model, not a curated record
GCAAAAAUGGAAGUUUGCUAGUUAGACUGAAACCCAUGGAGGACCUGCCUGCUAUAAACUCAGUCAUCUGGAUGAAUGAUGCUCCAAAACUUCUUGAACUAUUGCAGGAACAGCCUUCUGACACUCUGAGUAUACCAGACAAAGACGGCUGGAUACAUUUGCAUGAUGCUGCAUACUAUGGCUAUGAGGAAUGUUUGAGAGUGCUAGUGAAAGCCUUUCCUAAACUAAUCGACAAACGUACCAACAAGCACCACACACCUCUGAUGGUGGCUGCUGCCAACAAAAACUUGUUGUGUAUCCAGUGUCUUCUUGAGGCAGGAGCAGAUCCCAAUAUGGCCAACCACCUAGGAGAAUCCCCUCUCUACAAAGCUUGUGAAAGAGAAACUGAGGAAAUAGUGGAGCUUCUACUGAUGUUUGGAGCAAAGGUCUCACAGGCCGACGUGAAAGGAGAGACACCAUUACAUAUAGCCGUGCAAAACCAAAAUCUUGGUAUCUGCAAGCGUCUAGUGACAGCUGGAGCAAAUGUAAGAGCCAGGAACACCUAUGGCAUUGAACCACUAUUCAAGGCUGCCCAGAUAGGAAGCACCGAAGUAUUGAACAUCCUCAUCGAACAUGGAGCCUAUUCUGACUGUCAAGCUAGGGAUGGAGCAACACCUUUGUUUGAAGCAUCCAAGAAUGGCCAUGAAGAGGUGGUGAUGCAGCUUCUGUCUAAAAGAGCAAAUGUGAACAAAACAACCAAAGCAGGACUAACUCCUCUACACAUCGCUUCAAAGUAUGGACAUGCUAGAAUUGUGUCCUUACUGAUUCCACAUACGGACAGAGUGACCAUGCUAGACAGUGGCAUUAGUCCACUUCACCUCGCAGCAGAGCAUGACAGAGAGGCAAUCUUGGAGAUUCUCAUUGAUGCGGGCUUUGACAUCAACAAUGUGCUGAAGUAUGACCACUCCCAGAUCUAUGAUGACCGGUGCUGCUCGGCCCUCCACUUCACUGUACGCAACAGCAACAUAGACGCAGCCUCCAUGCUGCUGGAGGCAGGUGCUGACCCCAAUCUGGAUAUUUUCAAUCCUCUGCUGGUAGCCGUGAGAAAGGGAGAUUUGCCGAUGGUCUCUUUGUUGGUGGAGUAUGGUGCCAAUGUGAAUGCCUGUGUGCCAACAUUCCCCACUACUUUUCCAGGGGCUCUGCUGUUUUGUAUGAAGCACACACCAAUGUUCAAGUUUCUGCUCGACUAUGGAUGUGACGCCAACACCUGUUUCUCAUGUGUUUAUGGAGACAGUCCACAUCCUCCAAUAAAGAACCGGCUUACUACCAGGGAUGAGCUGGACCUCGAUGAAAUUCCUCAAAGCGAAGCUGCACAGUUCUGCGAGAUUAUAGCUUAUCCCCUUUACACCUAUUGGGCAGGACCUAUACUUGACCGUCUCCUUGACUACACUGGUCCUGUGAAACUGUGUUCUAGAAUCAUAGAACUUCUUGAGAGCAACAAGGACUGGGUGCACAUCAAAGAAAAAUCAAAGCCACCCGCCUGCCUGAUGCAUCUGUGCCGAGUGAGGAUCCGUCAGCUGGUGGGAAGGCAGAGACUGAGGAGAAUGACCAGCCUUCCUCUGCCUGGACGACUCAUCAAGUACCUGCAAUACGACAACGGAGACUCUGAGAAUCUCCAUUCCUACUUUUUUGAUUGA